CCAGUAUUGUUUAUGUCAGCGUACGCGCUGCCGCGUUUUACAGUAGCCAUUUUCUAAAGAUAUUGGCGCGAAAGUCGUAUUGAUUGACGUUUAUAUUUUUUAUUACAAUGAGUUUGGAAAUAAGGAAGAAAAAAGUUAAUGAUACAUUCGAAAAAUAUAAUAUUGGACAAUGGGGAAUUGGAAAUGGAAGGCUGUGUGCUCAAGUAGCUACGAAUGUGGUGGAACAGAAACACCAGGUGUCCAGAGCUAAAAGGAGUAAAGCGCUAGGCAGCCGAGAAUUUAGAGGCAGUACCGUAUGGUUUACAGGACUCAGUGGCGCUGGAAAGACCAGCAUCGCCUUCGCUCUUGAGGCCUAUCUGGUAUCUAAAGGUAUACCAGCAUACGGAUUGGAUGGUGAUAACAUUAGAACAGGCCUCAACAAGAACCUUGGAUUCACAAAAGAGGAUCGCGAGGAAAACAUCAGGCGAGUCGCUGAAGUAGCGAAGCUCUUCGCUGAUAGCGGCGUUGUGUGCCUUUGCAGUUUUGUGUCGCCUUUUGCUGAGGACCGAGAAGUAGCGCGUCGUAUCCACAUCGAUUCAGAUCUGCCAUUCUUUGAGGUUUUCAUCGACACACCCUUGGAGGUCUGCGAACAAAGGGAUACUAAAGGACUCUACAAGAAAGCUAGAGAUGGCCAAAUUAAGGGUUUCACAGGCAUCACCCAAGAAUAUGAACGCCCCAUGUCACCUGAGCUGGUGGUGCAGACAGUGGGCCGCACGAUCGAAGAAUCCACCAUGGAAGUUAUUAAACUGUUGGAAUCACAGGAAAUAAUUCCCCGUUGUGACGACAAAACAAUAGAGGUGGAGGAACUGUUCAUAUACGGCAACAGGCUGUCAAGCGCUCAAGAUGAGGCGGAGAGCUUGCCUCAAAUCAACAUCACAGAUCUAGAUUUGCAAUGGGUUCAGGUUCUUUCGGAAGGAUGGGCUUAUCCACUAAAAGGAUUUAUGAGGGAACAUGAGUAUCUUCAGGCACUCCACUCGAACUGCCUGACCCUUGCCGACGGGUCAAGCGUCAACCAGUCAGUGCCAGUGGUGUUACCAGUGGAUACGGCAACAAAAGAUCGGCUGGCUGGAGCUACGGCGAUCACACUUCGCCACGCCGGUCGCUCGGUGGCCAUACUGCGUUCGCCGGAGUUCUACCCGCACAGGAAGCAGGAGAGGUGCUGCCGUCAGUUCGGGAUAUAUCACACAGGACACCCCUAUAUCAAGAUGAUCUCAGAAUCUGGUGAUUGGCUUGUCGGUGGCACUUUAGAAGUAUUUGAACGUAUCCGUUGGAAUGACGGCCUCGACGCGUAUCGACUUACACCCAAUGAGCUCCGCAGGAAGUUUAGGGAGUUACAAGCUGAUGCUGUAUUUGCUUUCCAGUUACGAAACCCGAUUCAUAACGGCCACGCCUUGUUGAUGCAGGAUACUCAACGACAAUUGAUAGAGAGGGGCUAUAAGAAACCUGUCCUAUUAUUGCAUCCAUUGGGCGGUUGGACAAAGGACGACGACGUGCCUCUUGAAGUGAGGAUAAACCAACAUCUGGCGGUGUUGAGUGAAGGUGUACUUGAUCCAAAUGCCACCAUACUCGCAAUAUUCCCAUCGCCUAUGAUGUACGCCGGACCCACUGAGGUACAAUGGCACGCAAAAUGCCGAAUGAAUGCUGGCGCGAAUCAUUACAUAGUGGGGCGGGACCCGGCCGGACUUCCGCACCCCGACGGCGGCGGCGAUCUCUACGACCCCCGACAUGGCGCCAUGCUUCUCAAGGGUGCUCCCGGACUUAUUGACCUCGAGAUAAUUCCAUUCCGCGUAGCCGCUUACGACACUUCAGUUGGCAAGAUGGCGUUCUUUGAUCCAACGCGCAAGGAAGACUUUGACUUUAUUUCUGGAACUAGGAUGAGAGGUCUUGCUAAAUCCGGCAAGGAACCUCCUAAAGGUUUUAUGGCACCGACUGCAUGGAAGAUCCUGUCUGAAUAUUACCAAUCGUUGAAAUCUAAAAUGGACACAAAUUAAAUUAUGACUGUUACUUUAUCCUUAUAUUUUAAAAAAUCUUUAUAUAACUAUGACUUAGGUUUGACCUAUGCAUAAUAACUUUAAAUGAAUUUUGUCCCUUAUCAUGAUUAAUUUAUAGUUUUAUUGUAUUCUAUAACAAAAUACAUCUGUAAGUACUUAAAUUGCUUGUCUCCUUGCUUAGCAUUGUGCAAUAUUUUAUGGAGUAUUCUUUAGAUACAUGUUUGACAUAAUAUUUAUACUUUUGACUUUCAUGUUUAUUUUUAUAUAUAUUUUUUUAUAUUCCUCAAAAGGAAAAAUGUGUAUUUAUGUUUUACACAUUCCAUUUUUUUUUAUAAUAGUUUGCUAUCAUGUAAUUCCGAAGCACGAAAUUUAUGUACGGAAUGGACUGUAAUUUAUAUAAUGUUAAGUACGAUACAUUUAAAUAUUCCUUGAAAAAAUACAAAAAUACACUGCAUUGUAUUUCUGAAAAUUUUCAAGAGCUACUAGAAUACGUUUCGUACUUGGGCAGUUAGAUUUACAUGUGACAGAAAACUAACAUAUCUUGUAAGAAGUAUGUAAGUAAGAAUUGCCAAGUUGCAAUUAAAUCCACCGUUUAAAUGGGCAUAUAUUUAUUGUUAUGAUGUGAUGUAGCCUCGACUUAUUACAUUACAAUACAGACAAACUUUGACAUUCGUAAUAUUAGUAUAAUAUAGCCAUAAAAGGUUAACAAACAGACAUAUAAACACUAUUCUUAAAUUUAGUAUGGAUUAUUUUUGCGCAAUUUUCUUAUAAUAAUAUUAGACAUGGAAAUUCCAUGUUAGACAAGGAAAAAUUCGCAGUGCGGAUUGCAGAUAGAUUAUAAUUAUUAAGAUUUAUGUUAAUUGCUUGAAAAGUAUGUUUAAAUUGAAUAAUUACUUUGAUUCCUUAUAAAAAGUUAAUAUUUUUAUUAUUAUAUGGUUAAUUUUUAAGAGGUUUAACAUUAAAUUGUUGUAAUUAGUGUAAUAUGGUGCUUUUAAAGCUGAUAGUUUUAUUUGAUAUACAAUUA
Messenger RNA from Achroia grisella, 3054 nucleotides. RefSeq names its product bifunctional 3'-phosphoadenosine 5'-phosphosulfate synthase (gene Papss). Gene Ontology annotation, molecular function: sulfate adenylyltransferase (ATP) activity; adenylylsulfate kinase activity; ATP binding. Lineage: Eukaryota; Metazoa; Arthropoda; Insecta; Lepidoptera; Pyralidae. Gene Ontology annotation, biological process: 3'-phosphoadenosine 5'-phosphosulfate biosynthetic process; sulfate assimilation. The transcript has 14 exons. The record is from RefSeq and is a predicted model, not a curated record. Bases 108 to 2030 code for a protein of 640 amino acids.